Molecule: messenger RNA, 1801 nt
Organism: Eublepharis macularius
Lineage: Eukaryota; Metazoa; Chordata; Lepidosauria; Squamata; Eublepharidae
Product: neuferricin
Exons: 5
Coding region: 375-1169 (264 amino acids)
Cellular component (GO): membrane; endomembrane system
Source: RefSeq, a predicted model, not a curated record
AAAAGCCGCGUUUAUAACGUUGGAUGGACAACCAUAGAGACAGAAGCGGUGUAUGAACUUCCGAUUAAACCGGAAAUGCAUCCGUUCCUGACUGAGCUCCCACCAAAGUCACCAGCAUGGCUUCCGCCCACAGACUAUUCUUUCGCCGUUCAACCAUAAGGACCAGAUCUUCUUUUGCAACGCUGCCGUAAAGGAGCGUCGAAAAGCUCGGCUUUGUUUACGACAGCCAGCCGAUUCGCUGGUUGCCACCUUGAAAACCGGAGCCAAUGACUUUUGGGAUGUGCCACGUGAUUCCCUUAAUGGUCCGCCUGCUGCCAUGUUGAGAACUGGCCGCCUCGGGCCCGCCCCUCGGCCUCUCGUCCAAUCCGGGCCCGAUGCUGCGAGGAGCGCUGGCUGCCUUGUCUCUGGGCUUGGUGGCCUCCUGGCUCUGGGGCCGCCGGUUCGAUCCCCGCUCUUGGCUGUGGCAGACGCGUGAUGAGGAGCGGGUGCUGAGCGCCGCCGAACUGAGCCGCUACACGGGCGGCGUACAGAGCCGGGGCCUUUACCUGGCUGUGCUGGGGCGGGUCUUUGAUGUGGAGCGCGGGCACAAGCACUAUGGACCGGGGGGAGCCUACAGCUUCUUCUCCGGGAAAGAUGCCUCUCGAGCUUUCGCAACAGGUGACUUUACUGAAAAAGGUUUGGUGGAUGAUAUUGCAGGGUUAUCACCAUCAGAAAUGUUGACCAUCCACAACUGGCUCUCAUUCUACAGUAAGAAUUAUGUGCUUAUUGGCAAAGUUGCAGGGAGGUUUUAUGAUGAAGAUGGGAACCCCACUCUUCUUCUACAGCAAGCCCAAGCACUGAUUGAUGAAGGGCAGAGGCUGCAAACCCAAGAGGAGGAGAAAAAGCAGUUAUUCCCACCUUGUAAUGCCGAAUGGCGAUCCGCUUCUGGAAGCAGAGUCUGGUGUUCCAAGCAGAGUGGGGGAAUCAGCAGAGAUUGGACUGGUGUUCCCAGAAAGAUGUAUGAGCCAGGCUCACGAGGCAGCCACUGUGUGUGUGUGAGGACAGAAGGGCCCCCUUCUGAGCAAUCCUCUUCCCAGCAGCCCAGCAACAGAGGUGACUUGGACAAUCCCAAACUUCAAGAAUAUGAAGGCUGCCACCCACUGUCCAACUGGUGUGCUUUGAAAGACUAAGGCAGCAUUCAGAUGUCAGAGGCAACUCCAAAGAAGCUGAGCUUUGUACACAGGUAGAGCUCAUUGGUUGACUCACUCCUCCUCUCCUAUACACACUGAUCAUGAAUGAAUGUAGGUGGCCAGGUGAAUUGAAGUUUUAAUCUCCCACAAUCUCGGAUUAAACAAGGGAAGCCAUGUACUCUUUUAGAUUGACAGUGGGCCUUUGAAAAUGUAUAAAUGUGAGUCGAUACAAAGUCUCUUCAUUUUGGGCAUGACCUUGUUAAUUGGUAAUAUGCAUGACCUUGUAGACUGCUAACAGUGAAUAAAUACCACAUGUUCUGUAUAAACUCGUCACCAGCACAGGGACACUUGGUUUGCAUCCUGUUACAGUGGCACGUUCAUUAUCUCCCAAAAAUGCAAAUCAGCCAGAUAGAAUUGCUCUACUUUCUGAAAUUGCAAGUGAAGUCGUUUGCAAUCAGAAUUCCCAAUGCCAUCCAUUCAAUAAUGCUUGUUUAUUACAAGAAUUUAAACAGAGGCUUAUAAAUAUUGGAAAAAUACAUUGCUUUACAAGGACUUGAGGGGGAAAGCUGUAGUUUGUCUUUUUGUUUAAAAAAUGACUACCUUUUUCAGAACCAGACCAAGAAUCUCAGGAA